Coregonus sp. 'balchen' is the source of this 12255-nucleotide messenger RNA. Lineage: Eukaryota; Metazoa; Chordata; Actinopteri; Salmoniformes; Salmonidae. The record is from the annotation of a GenBank genome assembly.
GAGCCCCCCAACGGUAGCACCUUUCCCCCUUUCCACCCCGGCACCAUGCUGGACAGAGACGUGGGGUGAGUAGGACACACACACCUGGAACAUUGUUGUAUUCUGUGUGUCAUUUUGUGGUGCUUUUCGGCGUGUGUGUGUGUGUCUUGCUGAGUCAGGGUGGGUUAGCUCCUCCCCUGAGAUGGCUGCCUACAGGUAGAUCUGUUAGCUCCUCCCCUGAGAUGGCUGCCUACAGGUAGACCUGUUAGCUCCUCCCCUGAGAUGGCUGCCUACAGGUAGACCUGUUAGCUCCUCCCCUGAGAUGGCUGCCUACAGGUAGACCUGUUAGCUCCUCCCCUGAGAUGGCUGCCUACAGGUAGACCUGUUAGCUCCUCCCCUGAGAUGGCUGCCUACAGGUAGACCUGUUAGCUCCUCCCCUGAGAUGGCUGCCUACAGGUAGACCUGUUAGCUCCUCCCCUGAGAUGGCUGCCUACAGGUAGACCUGUUAGCUCCUCCAGAUCACAGGGGGUUGAUCUGACUGCUGCUGCUCUAGUGUGGGCGCUCUGGGUUGAUCUGACUGCUGCUGCUCUAGUGUGGGUGCUCUGGGUUGAUCUGACUGCUGCUGCUCUAGUGUGGGCGCUCUGGGUUGAUCUGACUGCUGCUGCUCUAGUGUGGGUGCUCUGGGUUGAUCUGACUGCUGCUGCUCUAGUGUGGGCGCUCUGGGUUGAUCUGACUGCUGCUGCUCUAGUGUGGGUGCUCUGGGUUGAUCUGACUGCUGCUGCUCUAGUGUGGGUGCUCUGGGUUGAUCUGACUGCUGCUGCUCUAGUGUGGGUGCUCUGGGUUGAUCUGACUGCUGCUGCUCUAGUGUGGGUGCUCUGGGUUGAUCUGACUGCUGCUGCUCUAGUGUGGGCGCUCUGGGUUGUUGUGUUUCUAUUGUCCUCCCCCAUGGGGUGGAAGACUGGCAAAAACAGUGACAUGGUGUGUGUGAGGUUGAGAUUGUGUGUGUGUGUGUGGUUGGGGGGGGGGGGGGGGGGGGGGGUACAUGUCUAGGCUAACUGCCUUCUCUGGUUCUUACAGAUAACAGGCAACAGUUACAAUUCACAUUGUUAUGUGGAGAAAGACUAGUAUUAAACUAGAUAUUUAUUUAUUUGACCAUUUGUCUUCCCUCUCUCUCUCUCUCUCUCUGCCUCUCUGCCUCUCUGCCUCUCUCUCUCUCUCUCUCUCUCUCUCUCUCUCUCUGUCUCUCUCUCUCUCUCUGUCUCUCUCUCUCUGCAGCCCAACCCCCAUGUACCCCCCCUCAUACCUGGAGCCUGGAAUAGGGUAAGACCUCCUGACUGUUUCUACUUUAGUCUGGAUGUCUAUUGUUUUGAUAUCACAGACCUACUUCCAUUUUGCUACAGCCAGUGCUUGAAGUGGAUUGAAAUAUGUCCCUGUACUCAGUUUGGGUUCCGGUACCGUUUAUAUUUAGGUGACGGAACUCUGCAAUAUUUUAAAGCCAAUAUUCUAUAGGAAGUGCCGUUACUCUGACCCAAGUCAAGCUAUUGCUACGUCUAACCUCUCCUGUCUGUCUGUCUGUCUGUCUCAGGAGGCACACACCGUACGGGAACCAGACAGACUACAGGAUAUUUGAGCUCAACAAACGGCUACAGAAUUGGACAGAGGUAGAGUGGAGCUGAACGCUUAACUUAAUCUCUCUGCCCGACCCUCUGUCUGUCUGUCUGUCUGUCUGUCUGUCUCUGUCAUUCCAUGAUUCUCUGCUCCUGGUUCUCAAGUUAUUGUUUUACUAAGACUACCAUACUGAAUACUAUGCUAACUCCCUCCCUCUCUCUCUCCUCUAGUUCUCAAGUUAUUGUUUUACUAAGACUACCAUACUGAAUACUAUGAGUUCUUUUGUUUUAGUACUUACUAGGCUGACUUAACAUGUUGCUAACUAUUCAUCUCUCUCUCUCCUCUCUCUAGGAGUGUGAUAACCUGUGGUGGGAUGCGUUCACUACAGAGUUCUUUGAGGACGACGCCAUGUUGACCAUAACCUUCUGUCUGGAGGACGGGCCCAAAAGAUACAGUAAGAACACACACACUCACACAUACACAGAAAUGUCUCUCAACGCUCAAAGCAUGAGUUGUUGUUGUAUUCUUCUACUUCCUGUGAUUAUAAUCAAAUCAAAUGUUGUUGGUCACAUGCUUCGUAGACAACAGGUGUAGACUAACAGUGAAAUGCAGAGUUAAAGUGACACGAGGAAGAAAUCCACAGUGAAUAACAAGUAAAAAUAACAUGUCUGUAUACAGGGAGUACCAGUACUGAGUCAAUGUGCAGGGGUACGAGGUAAUUGAGUUAGCUAUGUACUGUACAUAAUAGGUAAGGGUGAAGUGACUAGGCAACAGGAUAGAUAAUAGACAGUAGCAGCAGCGUACAUGGUGAGUAUGAAAGUGUGGGUGUGUGGCGUCAGUAUGCGUGUGUGUGUGGGCGUAUGUUGUGUGUGUUGGAGUGUAAGUAUGUGUGAGUGUGUGGGUAGAGUCCAGUGUGUGUGCAUAGUCAGUGUAAGAGAGUUAGUGCCAAAAAGUCAUGAUUCUAGUCCGUGUUGUGAUUAAUAUGGGGUGGUUUCCUGGACACAGACUAAGCCUAGAUUCUCCAUUGAUCUUGCUGUUUAGUCCAAGGCUAUGGUUAAUGUGUGUCUUGGAAACCACCCUAUUAGACUCUAUUGUUGUGUUCUUAUACUCCACUGUUCUUCUACUUCCUGUCUCCUCCUCCUCCUCCGCAGCGAUUGGCCGGACGUUGAUCCCGCGGUACUUCCGGAGUAUAUUCGAGGGCGGUGCCACCGACCUCUACUACGUGUUGAAGCACCCCAAAGAAUCCUUCCACAACAACUUUGUCUCGCUGGACUGUGACCAGUGUACCAUGGUUACUCAGAACGGAAAACCCAUGUUCACACAGGUACGAGGGGGUGGGUGUGUGUAACAGAGAGAGAGAGAGAGAGAGAGGAUUUGUUUUUAUGUGUGUGUCUGUGUGUAUGUCAGGGGGACAGUGUGUGUGUGUAUGUCAGGGACAGUGUGUGUGUGUAUGUCAGGGGGACAGUGUGUGUGUGUGUGUGUGUGUGUGUGUGUGUGUGUGUAUGUCAGGGGGACAGUGUGUGUGUGUCUGUGUGUAUGUCAGGGGGACAGUGUGUGUGUGUGUCUGUGUGUAUGUCAGGGACAGUGUGUGUGUGUAUGUCAGGGGGACAGUGUGUGUGUGUGUGUGUAUGUCAGGGGGACAGUGUGUGUGUGUGUGUGUGUGUGUAUGUCAGGGGGACAGUGUGUGUGUGUGUAUGUCAGGGGGACAGUGUGUGUGUGUGUGUGUGUGUGUGUGUAUGUCAGGGGGACAGUGUGUGUGUGUGUGUGUGUGUGUGUGCAGGCUAUAUCUUUCCUGCAGACACUAUCUAUUGUAAACAUGGGGUAGAAUCCUAACAUCAAAAUCUGCAUUUCGUAACUCAAAUGAAUGAAAUCAAUGCAUCUUUUACGUGAAAGUCUACACAUGUAUGUCAUGCUAGGAUUCGGCCCAUAGUUGCUGGUAAAUUGCUGUCUUUGCACCCUUUGAACACAACAAAUAUUCUGAACAUAACACAUUGUUUUGGUGAACUUUCCUUAUCCCCUUUGAAGAAAGUGCAACCCUGACCUUUGACCCCUAUAGGUGUGUGUGGAAGGUCGUCUGUACCUGGAGUUCAUGUUUGACGACAUGAUGAGGAUCAAGACGUGGCACUUCAGCAUCCGACAGCACCGUGAACUGAUACCACGCAGUAUACUGGCCAUGCACGUAAGUUAUAACAGACACACACACACACACACACACACACACACCACUACCAUAAAUUCACUUCAUCUGCUGUCUAAUAGCGGUGGUAGACAGAUCAAUACAUGGUGUCUGACCUCUAACCCUACAGGCCCAGGACCCCCAGAUGUUAGACCAGCUGUCUAAGAAUAUCACCAGAUGUGGACUGUCUAACUCCACCCUCAACUACCUCCGAGUGAGUACACACAACAACACAACACAACAACAACAACAACACAACAAAUGUAGAUCAGUGCCUUGCAAAAACUAUUCAUACCCCUUGGAUAUCUUCUAAUUUUAUUGUGUUACAAAGUGAGAUUAAAAUUGAUUUAAUUGUAAUUUUUUGGCAACAAUCUACUCAAAAUACUCUGUCAGAAGUAGAAGAACAAUUCUCUCUUUUUUUUUUAUGAAUAAAAAUUGGAUAACUAAAAUAUAGCCGUAGCCCCUUUGUUUAGGCAAGUCUAAAUGAAUUCAGGAGUAACAUUUGGUUCAACAAAGCCCAUACAGUGAGCUGCAAAAGUAUUGUGACGGUGACACAUCUUUUGUUGUUUUUACUCUACUCCAGCAAUUUGGAUUUCAAAUGAAACGAUGACUGAGGUUAAAGUGCAGACUGUCAGCUUUAAUUUGAGGGUAUUUCCAUCCAUAUCUGGUGAACCGUUUAGAAACCUUUUGUACAUAGUCCCCCCAUUUUAGGGGACCUAAAGCAUUAGGACUAAUCCACUUAUGUGUAUUAAAGUAGUCCCAUAUUCAUAUCACACAAUGACUACAUCAAGCUUGUGACUCUACAAACUUGUUGGAUGCAUUUGCUCUUUGUUUUGGUUGCGUUUCUGAUUAUUUGGUGCCCAAUAGAAAUGAAUGGUAAAUAAUGUAUUGUCAUUUUACUGUAAAUAAGAAUGGAAUAUGUUUCUAAACACUUCUACAUUUAAUGUGGAUGCUACCAUGAUUAUGGAUAAUCUUGAAUGAAUCGUGAAUAAUGAUACGAGUUACAGACACACAAAUAUCAUACCCCCCCAAAAAAUGCUUAUUGUAAUGGUGAGAGGUUCCAUGUUCCUGAUAGGUAUGGUAGUAGUUUAAUAUAGUACUGAUAGGUAUGGUAGUAGUUGAAUAUACUGUAGUUCUGAUAGGUAUGGUAGUAGUUUUUAAUAUAGUACUGCUAGGUAUGGUAGUAGUUUAAUAUUUUUAUUUAUUUAUUUUUUAUUUCACCUUUAUUUAACCAGGUAAGCCAGUUGAGAACAAGUUCUCAUUUACAACUGCGACCUGGCCAAGAUAAAGCAAAGCAGUGCGAUAAAAACAACAACACAGAGUUACAUAUGGGGUAAAACAAAACAAAGUCAAAAAUACAACAGAAAUACAUAUAAUAUACAGUGUGUGCAAAUUUAGCAAGUUAUGGAGGUAAGGCAAUAAAAUAGGCUAUAGUGCAAAAUAAUUACAAUUAGUAUUAACACUGGAAUGAUAGAUGUGCAAGAGAUGAUGUGCAAAUAGAGAUACUGGGGUACAAAUGAGCAAAAUAAAUAACAAUAUAGGGAUGAGGUAGUUGGGCGGGCUAAUUUCAGAUGGGCUGUGUACAGGUGCAGUGAUCGGUAAGGUGCUCUGACAACUGAUGCUUAAAGUUAGUGAGGGAGAUAAGUGUCUCCAGCUUCAGAGAUUUUUGCAAUUUGUUCCAGUCAUUGGCAGCAGAGAACUGGAAGGAAUUGCGGCCAAAGGAGGUGUUGGCUUUGGGGAUGACCAGUGAGAUAUACCCGCUGGAGCGCAGACUACGGGUGGGUGUUGCUAUGGUGACCAAUGAGCUAAGAUAAGGCGGGGAUUUGCCUAGCAGUGAUUUAUAGAUGGCCUGGAGCCAGUGGGUUUGGCGACGAAUAUGUAGUGAGGACCAGCCAACAAGAGCGUACAGGUCACAGUGGUGGGUAUUAUAUGGGGCUUUGGAGACAAAACGGAUGGCACUGUGAUAGACUACAUCCAAUUUGCUGAGUAGAGUGUUGGAGGCUAUUUUGUAAAGGACAUCGCCGAAGUCAAGAAUCGGUAGGAUAGUCAGUUUUACGAGGGCAUGUUUGGCAGCAUGAGUGAAGGAGGCUUUGUUGCGAAAUAGGAAACCGAUUCUAGAUUUAACUUUGGAUUGGAGAUUCUUAAUGUGAGUCUGGAAGGAGAGUACAGUCUAACCAGACACCUAGGUAUUUGUAGUUGUCCACAUACUCUAGGUCAGACCCGUCGAGAGUAGUGAUUCUAGUCGGGUGGGCGGGUGCAAGCAGCGUUCGGUUGAAGAGCAUGCAUUUAGUUUUACUAGUGUUUAAGAGCAGUUGGAGGCUACUGAAGGAGUGUUGUAUGGAAUUGAAGCUCGUUUGGAGGUUUGUUAACACAGUGUCCAAUGAAGGGCCAGAUGUAUACAAAAUGGUGUCUGCGUAGAGGUGGAUCUGAGAGUCACCAGCAGCAAGAGCGACGUCAUUGAUAUACACAGAGAAAAGAGUCGGCCCAAGAAUUGAACCCUGUGGCACCCCCAUAGAGACUGCCAUAGGUCCAGAUAACAGGCCCUCCGAUUUGACACAUUGAACUCUAUCUGAGAAGUAGUUGGUGAACCAGGCGAGGCAGUCAUUUGAGAAACCAAGGCUAUUUAGUCUGCCAAUAAGAAUGCGUUGGUUGACAGAGUCGAAAGCCUUGGCCAGGUCAAUGAAAACGGCUGCACAGUACUGUCUAUUAUCGAUCGCGGUUAUAAUAUCGUUUAGGACCUUGAGCGUGGCUGAAGUGCACCCAUGACCAGCUCGGAACCGGAUUGCAUAGCGGAGAAGGUACGGUGGGAUUCGAAAUGGUCGGUGAUCUGUUUGUUGACUUGGCUUUCAAAAACUUUUGAAAGGCAGGGCAGGAUGGAUAUGGGUCUGUAACAGUUUGGAUCUAGAGUGUCACCCCCUUUGAAGAGGGGGAUGACCGCGGCAGCUUUCCAAUCUCUGGGGAUCUCAGACGUUACGAAAGAGAGGUUGAACAGGCUAGUAAUAGGGGUUGCGACAAUUUCGGCGGCUAGUUUUAGAAAGAAAGGGUCCAGAUUGUCUAGCCCAGAUAAUUUGUAGGGGUCCAGAUUUUGCAGCUCUUUUAGAACAUCAGCUGUCUGGAUUUGUGUGAAGGAGAAGCGGGGGGGGGCAUGGGCAAGUUGCAGCGGGAGGGUGCAGAGCUGGUGGCCGGGGUAGUGGUAGCCAGGUGGAAAGCAUGGCCAGCCGUAGCAAAAUGCUUGUUGAAAUUCUCGAUUAUUGUAGAUUUAUCGGUGGUGAUAGUGUUUCCUAGCCUCAGUGCAGUGGGCAGCUGGGAGGAAGUGCUCUUAUUUUCCAUGGACUUUACAGUGUCCCAAAACUUUUUGGAGUUAGUGCUACAGGAUGCAAAUUUCUGUUUGAAAAAGUUAGCCUUUGCUUUCCUAACUGCUUGUGUAUAUUGGUUCCUAACUUCCCUGAAAAGUUGCAUAUCGCGGGGGCUAUUUGAUGCUAAUGCAGUACGCCACAGGAUGUUUUUGUGCUGGUCAAGGGCAGUCAAGUCUGAGGAGAACCAGGGGCUAUAUCUGUUCUUAGUUCUGUAUUUUUGAAUGGGGCAUGUCUAUUUAAGAUUGAGAGGAAAUUACUUUUAAAGAACAACCAGGCAUCCUCUACUGACGGAAUGAGAUCUAUAUCCAUCCAGGAUACCUGGGCCAGGUCAAUUAGGAAGGCCUGCUCGCUGAAGUGUUUUUGGGAGCGUUUGACAGUGAUGAGGGGUGGUCGUUUGACCGCGGACCCGUUACGGACGCAGGCAAUAAGGCAGUGAUCGCUGAGAUCCUGGUUGAAGACAGCGGAGGUGUAUUUAGAGGGUAAGUUAGUCAGGAUGAUAUCUAUGAGGGUACCCAUGUUUCGGAUUUAGGUUUGUACCUGGUAGGUUCGUUGAUAAUUUGUGUGAGAUUGAGGGCAUCUAGUUUAGAUUGUAGGAUGGCCGGGGUGUUAAGCAUAUCCCAAUUUAGGUCACCAAGCAGUACGAACUCUGAGGAUAGAUGGGGGGGCAAUCAAUUCACAUAUGGUGUCCAGGGCACAGCUGGGGGCUGAGGGGGGUCUGUAGCAAGCGGCAACAGUGAGAGAUUUAUUUCUGGAAAGGUGGAUUUUUAGAAGUAGAAGCUCAAACUGUUUGGGCACAGACCUGGAUAGUAUGAUGAAGCUCUGCAGGCUAUCUCUACAGUAGAUUGCAACUCCACCCCCUUUGGCAGUUCUAUCUAGAUGGAAAAUGUUAUAGUUGGGGAUGGAAAUUUCAGAAUUUUUGGUGGCCUUCCUAAGCCAGGAUUCAGACACUGCUAGAACAUCAGGGUUGGUGGAGUGUGCUAACGCAGUGAAUAACUCAAACUUAGGAAGGAGGCUUCUGAUAUUUAUGUGCAGAAAACCAAGACUUUUACGGUUACAGAAGUCAACAAAUGAUAGCUCCUGGGGAGUAGGAGUGAUACUGGGGGCUGCAGGGCCUGGGUUUAGCCUCUACAUCACCAGAGGAACAGAGGAGGACUAGAAUAAGGAUACGACUAAAGGCUUUAAGAACUGGUCUUCUAGUGCGUUGGGUACAUAGAAUAAAGGGGGCAGUUCUCCGGGCGUUGUAGAAAAGAUUCAGGCAUUAUGUACAGAAAAGGAUAUGGAAGGAUAUGAGUACAGUUCAGGUAACCCUAAGCGUUGGGUAACAAUGAAAGAGAUAGCGUCAUUGGAGGCACCGAUUGAGCCGGUCUCGGCGUGUAUGGGGGGUGGAAAAAAGGAACUAUAUGAGGCAGUUUGAGAGGGACUAGGGGUUCUACAGUGAAAUUGUAUAAUAAGAACUAACCCAAACAGCAAUAGGCAAGGCAUAAUUGACAUGGGAGAGAGGCAUAAAGCAGUCACAGGUGUUAUUAGAGAGAGCUAAGACACAACUGGAAAUAGCGAUAACGUUUGGGCUAAGACUAAACAGAAUAAACAGGACAGGGUACCGUGUAAAGGAACAGUCCAGCAGGCAUCAGCUGUGCAGCUGAGUGAUCAUAAGGUCCAGUGAACAGCAAUAUGUGAGUCCGAGAGCAGUUCAAAUUGGUGCUUCAGCACAGCUAGCAGGGAGCACAGUUGUAGUUUGCGUGUGCUAGCAGGCCGGGGCUGGCAGAUGGAUCUUCGUGGUCGUCGCAACGGGAAGCCUGUUGAAACCACAUCAGACUAUUUCGUCGGCAAACCAGUCGUGUUGUAUCGGCGGGGCUCCUUGUCAACACUAGGUGGUCCCGUCCGGUUGACAGAGAGGUAGAUAGCCGGGAGAUGGGCCUAGCUCAGGAUGAUUAGCCAGACCACAGCGUCCAUUUAGUUGAAGCUAGCUGGUAGCGAUGAAUCCGGAGUUAAAGGUCCAGUGAUUCAGUGAUUCCGGCAGAAAAACUGAUAUGUUCUGGGUCGAUAACGCGCUGUGCAGACUGGCCGAAUAUCCGGUGAUUAAUAUCCAGUGAUUGAAUUAAUCCCGCAGAAAAAAAUCCAAUGUUCUGGGUGAAAUACCGCUAACUGUGGCUAAUAGUAAGUAGCUAGUUAGCUGGCUAGCUAGUUUCAACUGGAGAUUCUAGAUAAAAGGUAAGUCAAUAAUAGAAUCCGUUCCACAUUGAGUGAGGCGGGUUGCAGGAAAGUAUAUUUUGUAGAAGGAUGAAAAGUCUGAUAGGGAAAUAUGUACGAAAAAACAACAAAAAACAGGGUAUUUACAGGCUAUUUACAGACACACGACAAAAACAGAACUGCACUACUUCGCCAUCUUGGAUUCAAUCAAUAGUAGUAGGUAUGGUAGUAGUUUAAUAUAGUACUGAUAGGUAUGGUAGUAGUUUAAUAUAGUACUGAUAGGUAUGGUAGUACUUUAAUAUAGUACUGAUAGGUAUGGUAGUAGUUUAAUAUAGUCCUAUGAUAGGUAUGGUAGUACAUUAAUAUAGUACUGAUAGGUAUGGUAGUAGUUUAAUAUAGUACUGAUAGGUAUGGUAGUACAUUAAUAUAGUACUGAUAGGUAUGGUAGUAGUUUAAUAUAGUACUGAUAGGUAUGGUAGUAGUUUAAUAUAGUACUGAUAGGUAUGGUAGUACUUUAAUAUAGUACUGAUAGGUAUGGUAGUAGUUUAAUAUAGUACUGAUAGGUAUGGUAGUAGUUUAAUAUAGUACUGAUAGGUAUGGUAGUAGUUUAAUAUAGUACUGAUAGGUAUGGUAGUAGUUUAAUAUAGUCCUCUGAUAGGUAUGGUAGUACAUUAAUAUAGUACUGAUAGGUAUGGUAGUAGUUUAAUAUAGUCCUCUGAUAGGUAUGGUAGUAGUUUAAAAUAGUACUGAUAGGUAUGGUAGUAGUUUAAUAUAGUACUGAUAGGUAUGGUAGUAGUUUAAUAUAGUACUGAUAGGUAUGGUAGUACUUUAAUAUAGUACUGAUAGGUAUGGUAGUAGUUUAAUAUAGUACUGAUAGGUAUGGUAGUACUUUAAUAUAGUACUGAUAGGUAUGGUAGUAAUUUAAUAUAGUACUGAUAGGUAUGGUAGUAGUUUCAUCAUGUCCCCUGAUAUUGCCAUAUAGCUUACACCUAUCAAACUUUUCAGAUCUAGAGGGUGUUUCUGGACGGGCCUACAAACUAGUGUAGAAGAUUUUACUGAAGUCAACUGUGAAGGAAAUGUUAUUGUGUGAAGAGACAGCCUUGAAAAUGUUCAUCUUGUCGUUCGUGUCAUAAAUAAUCCACACCUGGUGGUAAUUUCUACAACACAACGAAUGUUGUCUUGUCUCUCUAUCAUCUCAUGUCUCCCUCCCUCCCUCCCUCCCUCCGUCAUGUCUCUCCUGUAGCUGUGUGUGAUUCUGGAGCCCAUGCAGGAGCUGAUGUCCAGACACAAGACAUACAGCCUCAGCCCCAGGGACUGUCUCAAGACCUGCCUCUUCCAGAAGUGGCAACGCAUGGUGGCCCCUCCAGGUAACACACACACACAACGCACAGCGCAUACACACACACACAAUGCACAGCGCAUACACACAACGCACAGCGCAUACACACACACACAACGCACAGCGCAUACACACACACACACACACACACAAUGCACAGCGCAUACACACACACAACGCACAGCGCAUACACACACACACAACGCACAGCGCAUACACUCACACACACAAUGCACAGCGCAUACACCACACACACACAACGCACAGCGCAUACACACACCACAACGCACAGGGCAUACACACAACGCACAGCGCAUUUACACACACACAACGCACAGCGCAUACACACACACACAACACACAGCGCAUACACACACACACACACACACACACAGCGCAUACACACACACACACACGACACAAAGGCGCAUACACACACACACACACAACAACGCACAGCGCAUACAAACACACCACAAACACACAGGCAGACAGGACCACGCGGCAGGAGAAACGACCAACACACAUACGGGAACGGUUGUACACACACACAACACCACAACACACACACACACACACACACGCACACACUCCUCCUCCCUAACCCCAAACUCUCCCUCUCUCCCCCCUUUCCCCCAGAGGAGCCGGAGAGGCAGGCUCCGAGUAAGCACACACACGCGCUCACAUGCACACAAACUCUCACACACAUCAAGAUCUGGGGCUGGGUUCAGACAAAGACUACACACAAACUCCGGACCUACGAACCUAACACUCAAAAACCAGAUGAACCCAAGAAUAAAAAAAGCACCUAGCCCCAUCUUCCCCCCCUCUCUCUCUCUCUCCUCCUCCUCUCUCCUUCAUCCCUCCUCUCUCCUCUCUCUCCUCUCCUCUCUUCUCUCCUCUCUCCUCUAGCUGAACCAGCCAGACAGGCCCCUAAUAAGAGGAGGAAGCGUAAGAUGUCUGGCGGCAGCACCAUGAGUGCUGGAGGAGGAACCACCACCAACAACAACAAGAAGAAGAGUCCAGCUAGCAGCUUCCCCCUGUCCAGCCAAGUACCAGUAAGUAGCAGUCAAAUCAAUCAUGAAUUUUAUGAAGCCCUUUUUACAUCAGCAGUUGUCACGGUGUGUUACAGUUACAUGGUCUAAAACCCCAAAGAGCAAGCAAGGCAGAAGCCAGAGCACAGUGACCAGGAAGGUUUCUUCCUUAUAGGAAGGUUUAUUUUCUACCCCCCUAUCUCUGUUAUAAAGGUAUCUCCCUCCCCUUUAGGAUGUGAUGGUGGAGGAAGAGCCCACCCUGAUAGGAGGAGAGCUAGCUAUAGUAGUAGUAGUAGUCUCCUCCCCCUUUCUCUGUAAUAAUGGUUUCUUCCUCCCCUUUAGGAUGUGAUGGUGGUGGGAGAGCCCACCCUGAUGGGUGGGGAGUUCGGGGACGAGGACGAGCGCCUGAUCACGCGGCUGGAGAACCAACAGUUCGACGCGGCCAACGGCAUCGAUGACGAGGACAGCUUCAACAACAGCCCCGCACUGGGCGCCAACUCUCCCUGGAACAACAAGGCCCCAUCCAGCCAGGAGAGCAAGAGUGACAACCCUACCUCUCAGGCCUCCCAGUAG